Messenger RNA from Lachancea dasiensis, 840 nucleotides. NCBI's taxonomy places the organism in Eukaryota, Fungi, Ascomycota, Saccharomycetes, Saccharomycetales, Saccharomycetaceae. The record is from the annotation of a GenBank genome assembly.
AUGGAAGGGGACCCCCCUGAGGUGUCAAAAAAUUGCAAAGUAUUGAGUGAGGAUGAUAAGAAUAAGUACUUGCUACAAUAUCUCCUUUUACAUCGAGGAUCUUGCGAAGAGUAUCAGCUUUUAGAGGCGCUGAAAACGUUAGAUGAUUCCAAUGAUUCUGGAGUGGAAAGCUGGGAAGUGAACCUCAAAAAUCGGAUAACGAAUAUUAACAUUAGUUUGAGACGGUUAGACUACAAAGUCAUCAGACAAAUGGGCCGUCUUGGGGCUUGGAGUUACGUAUACGUGGAUUUAGCUCCAGGUGACGAUACGAAACUUGCUACUGCUUUCAAACCAGAUGAUCUCAAGUUCGUGCAAUGGGCCAUUAACAAGUUUUUGGGCGAAGAUACUGAACCACAGGUAGUACGAGGUGUGAAAUCCAAGGUGGAGAACGCUGUGGAUCAAGUUUUAAGCGAAAGGUUUGGAGAGUCUCAUUUUGCAGGUUUGAAUAAAAGGGUAUUCUAUACGUGCGGCUCGUCUGAGCUCUGCCAAUGCGAGAUAAUAAAUGCCCUGCAAGCUGAAAAAGUCCUUUCAAGACUAUGUCAAUUGCGGUGGUUUUACGAGUCAAGCCAGGGGCGUUUUGGUCUCGACGUUAGAGCAUUGGCGGAGCUUCAGGAAUAUAUAAAGGGCCGGUUCGAUAUUCCAAAUUGCGUUGUCUGCAAUGAUCUAACAUUGGAAGGAGCUAUGUGCCAGUGCAGCGAGAGUGCGUGGCAUGUUACUUGCUUACGACAUUUUCUAACUCACGUAGGGGAUACGUGCCAGAAUUGUGGGGGAAGCAUGAAGGAUGCGAUAUACAUGGCAUAA